Molecule: messenger RNA, 1050 nt
Organism: Pygocentrus nattereri (red-bellied piranha)
Lineage: Eukaryota; Metazoa; Chordata; Actinopteri; Characiformes; Serrasalmidae
Gene: aqp1a.2
Product: aquaporin 1a (Colton blood group), tandem duplicate 2
Exons: 4
Coding region: 20-799 (259 amino acids)
Biological process (GO): renal water transport; hyperosmotic response; carbon dioxide transmembrane transport
Cellular component (GO): membrane
Molecular function (GO): glycerol transmembrane transporter activity; ammonium channel activity; carbon dioxide transmembrane transporter activity
Source: RefSeq, a predicted model, not a curated record
AGAACAGCAAAAACCCAUCAUGGCUAACGAGUUCAGGUCCGGCUCGUUUUGGCGGGCUGUGCUUGCCGAGUUUGUUGGAAUGACCCUCUUCAUCUUUCUAGGCCUGGCAUCCGCUGUUGGCAACAAGAACAACGAUAAACCGGACCAGGAGGUGAAAGUGGCCUUGGCCUUUGGUUUGGCCAUCGCCAUGCUGGCUCAGAGUCUGGGUCACAUCAGCGGAGCCCACCUGAACCCGGCCGUGACUCUGGGCAUGCUGGUCAGCUGCCAGAUCAGCGCGCUGAAGGCUGCUCUCUACGUCGUAGCGCAGAUGCUAGGCGCAGUCGUGGCCAGUGGCAUCAUGUCCAAGCUGACCCCAGGAGAAACUUCACUCGGAGUCAACAGCCUGGCUGCUGGUCUGACUCCAGUACAGGGUUUAGGAAUUGAGUUUUUGGCAACCUUCCAGUUGGUUCUGUGUGUCCUCGCCACAACAGACAAGCGCCGAAAUGACGUGACUGGAUCUGCACCCCUCGCUAUUGGACUCUCUGUGGUUUUGGGGCACCUGGCUGCAAUCAGUUACACAGGCUGUGGCAUCAACCCUGCACGCUCGUUUGGACCUGCUGCCAUCACAGAGUAUUUCGACAACCAUUGGGUGUACUGGGUGGGACCCAUGCUGGCAGGUGUGAUCGCUGCUCUGCUGUAUGACUUUGCAUUGCAGCCCCAUAGUGAGCCCUACAUCAAGCGUGCCAGAGCCCUGAAAGGCUACACAGAAGUGCCGACGACUGAUUCUGGCGAGGGGACGUCUCAGUGGCCUAGACAGUAACACCGACCCCGAUAAUGUAAACCCAAAAAUGAAACGUUAGUUUGAUCUUUCAUAACCAAACGUAUGCAGUUUCACCCACCCCCACCCCAAAUGCUGAUCAGCUGAGACAUGUUUGAUGGAGUUACAAGGUUAAGUUAUGUAAUGAAAGCUUGAAUUUUAAUGAAGUUUUUCUAUGCAAAACAUGUCACUGUUGUCAGAAGAAAACCUCGUAUCUCCAAAAUGAUUUCCUUACUUUACAGGAGAAGGAAAAA